This is a messenger RNA of Ochlerotatus camptorhynchus, 1043 nucleotides long. RefSeq lists its product as uncharacterized. The transcript is spliced from 2 exons. Gene Ontology annotation, cellular component: nucleus; cytoplasm. Bases 21 to 641 code for a protein of 206 amino acids. The record is from RefSeq and is a predicted model, not a curated record. NCBI's taxonomy places the organism in Eukaryota, Metazoa, Arthropoda, Insecta, Diptera, Culicidae.
GUAUAUACGCAAAUGCUUGUAUGUAUUUUAAGUGUGACAAGCUGCUUACAGAAAGAAAGCUUCAUUUGUUUAUCAUUAUUUGUUUCUAUUGUUUCUGCUUUCUUUUUGUGGCUAUCCGUGUUUCUAUAAUUAAUUCUUGCCAAACUGAGGAAACAAAGUUUUCCACGUACAAAAUGGAUUAUGUUGAUAUACAGGCCGUUGAAUCUAAGCUAACCGACGUAACCGUAACUCCAAUUCCGAUGGGUUCCAAGAUAUCCUCGACUGGUCAUAUGAAUAUGUCCAACAACAAUUAUGGAAAUCAUCACCAGCAGCACCAACAGCAGCAGCAGCAGCUACACCAACAACAACAGCUUCAGGCACAACAUUUGUCAACAGCGGCGGCAGCAGCAGCGGCAGCGACGGCCGCAGUGCCCACAUCGGCGCUCGUUACCCCGGUCAACAAUUUGAACCACUUCCCGAACAACUCGAACCUGUCCAAGUAUGCUCAACUGUUAAUGGUUAUCGAGGAGAUGGGUCGCGACAUCCGUCCCACAUAUUCCGGCAGUCGCAGCUCGGCAGAACGUCUGAAGCGUGGAAUUGUUCAUGCCAGGAUAUUGGUUCGGGAAUGCCUGUUGGAAACGGAACGGUCAGCAAGACAAUAGUUAACAUAAUUUUUUGAUGAUAACAGCGUACGAAAAGGGAAUACCAGUCCAAUUUCAGACAUUGCAUUAGUACAAAAUAGCUCGAACCCAAAUAGUACAUUCUUACUGGAGCCUGUACAAUAGACCAAUCGAAAGUACCUAUCAGCUAACUAAGAAACGCACUAUUAAUCAAAGGAGAUUGAAGAUAUAAAAGGAGUUAUUUCAGGUUUAUAAAUUAACUCUAGAAUGUAUACACAACCGAUGGAAAUUUUGAUACAAUGUAAAUGAAAUACGAUUUAUAGUAGAGGAAAAAUAAUUUUUCAUUGCAAAAGACAUUAGGUAUAACGAUAGUUUGUAUGAUUUGAAGGAACUGUAUUUUUAAAUUGUGACAGAAUAAAUGGCGAAUCAUUGAUUUAUUUUAUG